Messenger RNA from Sinocyclocheilus grahami, 1393 nucleotides. Its product is annotated as erythropoietin-like. The record is from RefSeq and is a predicted model, not a curated record. NCBI's taxonomy places the organism in Eukaryota, Metazoa, Chordata, Actinopteri, Cypriniformes, Cyprinidae. The coding region runs from base 270 to 821 and encodes 183 amino acids. Gene Ontology annotation, molecular function: hormone activity; cytokine activity; erythropoietin receptor binding. Gene Ontology annotation, biological process: nucleate erythrocyte development. Gene Ontology annotation, cellular component: extracellular region. The transcript has 5 exons.
GUGGAGUGAGGGGGGAUUUACAUUCAUAGAAAGCUUACCAAUAGGGUGCCGCAAAGCCGAACGGGUCGCAGUACGUGCCGCGUGGGAAGGGACGGUGUCAUUGUGUUUGAUCGCCUGUGCGUCCCACAGAGUACUUGGAAGCAGCGCGCAGGGCUGGGUGCGUCUGUGCUCGAGGCUAUCCAUGUCUUUUGUGCCACCAGUUGAGCCGUCUUUGCGCGAUAUUUGUCAUUUUUAAUCAUGUGUUUGAAAAAUGCAAAGUUGUUUUGCGAAUGUUUCACGGUUCAGGACUCUUUGCCUUACUGCUGAUGGUGCUGGAGUGGACCCGUCCAGGCCUGUCCUCCCCAUUACGCCCCAUCUGUGACCUGCGCGUCCUCAACCAUUUCAUUAAGGAGGCUUGGGAUGCAGAGGCUGCUAUGAGAGCGUGUCAGGAUGCUUGCAACAUUGCAACAAACUUCACUGCUCCUCUGACAAGAGUUGAUUUUGAUGACUGGGAAGCAAUGAAUAUAGAGGAGCAAGCUCAGGAGGUCCAGUCAGGCUUACAUGUGCUGAACGAGGCCAUCAGCUCAUUACAGGCAUCUAAUCAAACUGACGUGCUGCAGUCCCACAUAGAUGCCAGUAUUAGCAACAUUGCCAGCAUCAGACAAGUGCUGCGAAGUCUCAGCAUACCGGAAUAUGUACCUCCUACCAGUGGUGGAGAAGACAAGGAGAUGCAGAAAGUAUCCUCAAUCUCAGAGCUGUUUCAGGUCCACAUCAACUUCCUGCGGGGAAAAGUGCAUCUUCUGCUUGCCAAUGCACCUGUCUGCCAUCAAGGUGUCAGCUGAUAGACGAUUUUGAGCAAGGGCCAAACUAAUAGGAGCUCUUCAUAUCAGGAGGCAGGAUAAUGGGCUAUUACAAAGGAUAUGUUGCCGAGGUUUGAAUGACUGGGAGUUGUAGCACUUUGAAAGAUUUACUCACAAAGGGAAAAGAAGACAUCCCCCAGAAUGCCAAGCGCCCCCUUUGGCUGUCUUCUCUCUCUGUGUUGAGCCUUUGCAGUCCCACCUGCGUUACCUGGCAAAAAUCAACCAGACGCAAUAAUGAAACUUCAAGAAAUCACUCCUCUUUCCCCAUAUGACUGUUGGCACUUGCCCAGCUCAACUAGGAAGGUUUAUCUGGGACUUUUUAAGUGUUUUGUAUUACUUAUGAAAUUGUCAUUAUUUAUAUAGAUGAUAUUUCUUAGAGCUGGAAUCACUUGCUUUUGCAGGUUCUUUUCUGAAGCUAUUCAAGUGAAGACCUCUCUUGCUCCAUUUACUGUGGCCUCAAGCACCUCCAAACAUUGAACUGUUGAUAGAGAGGUCUACUUAUCAAUAUUAAAUAUGCACUGUAGGUUUUAUAUUCAUUUCAGUGUUACGUUUAU